Molecule: messenger RNA, 717 nt
Organism: Diaporthe amygdali
Lineage: Eukaryota; Fungi; Ascomycota; Sordariomycetes; Diaporthales; Diaporthaceae
Exons: 2
Coding region: 1-717 (238 amino acids)
Source: RefSeq, a predicted model, not a curated record
AUGCAGUACUCAAAGAGAGCUAUUCUGGCCCUUGCCCUACUCAGCCCUGUAUUCACUUCUUCAAUGGCGCUGCCGCGAGUGGCCGUCAGAGACCACGAUGCACUCUCUGUGACAGAUUCUUCUCUCCUCUCACGGCACCUCCCCGGAGCCAUGCCUGUCAAGCUGAGGAGCCGACACGGCGGCGGAGAGACCAGUGGCUUGAGCAGUGCAGGAGGUGGAGGAGGUUCAUCUACUGGAGAAACAGGAACCGGGGAAACCGGGACAGGAGAGGAAGAAACUGGUACUGGAGAGACCGGUACUGGGGAAGAGGAAUCUGGUGCUGGAGGGACUGGCACCGGAGAGACGGGUACCGGAGAGACAGGUACCGGAGAGACAGGCACUGGCACAGGAGAGUCGGGUACUGGCACGGGAGAGUCUGGCACAGGAGAGACAGGCACUGGCACAGGAGAGUCGGGUACUGGCACGGGAGAGUCUGGCACGGGAGAAUCUGGGACCGGAGAGUCUGGGACCGGUUCUGGUACAGGAGAGACAGGUACUGGCACAGGAGAGUCUGGUACAGGAGGGAGCGGUACUGGAACCGGCUCAGGAGCGGGAUCUGGUACAGGAUGUUCAGGAGGUGCGUCUCCAUCUGGCACACCAAGUGCUGGAGGAAGCAGCGGCACUUCUGGUGGUGGUGAAAGUGGUGAGGGCGGCGCGACUGGCGAGGAAUCCACUUAG